Molecule: messenger RNA, 933 nt
Organism: Penicillium cinerascens
Lineage: Eukaryota; Fungi; Ascomycota; Eurotiomycetes; Eurotiales; Aspergillaceae
Exons: 1
Coding region: 1-933 (310 amino acids)
Source: RefSeq, a predicted model, not a curated record
AUGGAGCAAGAUUCCGUCCGUGGCGAAAACAGCGUUCAAAACCCGCAGGCAACACCCGCUCCAGCCCUGCUAUAUGAGAAGCUUGCUCAGAAGAACCCGAAGCUCACCGAUCAUCUCUCAAUAACCCUGGGGCUUCCUAUGAUCAUUAUUUUUGAUCUUGUAGUCCCAUGCAUAAUAUAUUACGCAUGGUUCGAUAAAAUACAUGUUCCUCACUAUCAGAACGACUGUCGAGCAGACGAGGAAUGCGGCUUCGUCAAGUCGGAAUUUGACAAGCAUAUUCUUGGCUACGCUAUCAUCUCCUUCGGUUUAGGCGAGCUUUAUGUCCUGGUUGCCCGGAUAUGUCGUCUUAUUUGGCACCCCGAGGAAUGCGCCCCUCUUCUGUCACGAUCGCGAUGGGAGCUUGACGCCACAUCCUGGGUCUAUGGUGUCUCCAUGGUUUGUGCAUUAAUUCCGUUUGUCAUUGGCAGUAGCAAAGAGAUUCCGAAUCUCUAUCUCUACUCCCCAGCUUUUCUUAUGACCUUUCUCGGAAGCUUAAUGCUUAUCACAUUGAUACCGUUCAAUAUCCCAAUUGGGAUUGAUUCACAAGCCCGGGGAACACCGCUACGGCCGUUUAUAUACUACGCAGCUGAAGACUUCAUCGCUGUUGAUGGUCUCCAGGAUCGUGAGUUUCGUGUACGGUUUAAUGCGCGAUACGAGUCGUCCAAGGCUUUCAGGCACAUGUUUUUUCUUCUCACCCUUUGGUGGAUUUUUGGAGUUUGUGUAUACCUUGGGUGUUUGUCAGCUGUUAUAUGGACGCUAGAAUUCCAUUUUGCAUUCGGGUUGUCUUUAGGCAUUCUUUUCUGCUAUAUCAUCAUUUGGGCACUGAUUUCUUAUUCAUGGCUUCAGGCUGCGAUGAAUCGGGAGCGGAAGACAUACGAAAGGUUGGCGUGUUAG